GAAGUAUAUAAACUUUGUCUCUGUCACGCUUGGUCACACUUACAUAAGUAUCAGCAGUCAGCACCUCCACAGUACGAAGUCUGAAACGUUUGUAGUACGUCUUGUACCUCACGUUUUAAGAACAAAAUUCAUUUAACAUGAGUUUGUUCCCUUCUGCGUCUGCUAUUGCUUCAACAUCAAGUAAUGAUAAAGAUAAGGAAUGGUUGCAAAACAAAAGCUUCAAGAAAGAUGCUGCUAAAGCAUUAAGAAAACACCAAGAAAGUUUAAAAGAAGAACUACCAGUUGUAUUUAAAGAAGAAUCCCCCAUUGUAUAUUCUGACCCUUCAAGUAACCAUGAAAGUGAAUCUGGGUCAGAACAAGAAGAACGCCAACCAAUUGAAGUAAAACCUGAAGUUAAUGAUGCCGGUAGUGAAACGAUAUUUGUGGAUAAAGCUGCUGAUAAGAACAACUUGUAUUUUGGAAAGCCAUAUAGAGUGCCGAUUCCAAAGUUUUACCGCUGUGUUGAUUCUUGCAUUGGACUCCCCAAGCAUAUGCAAAUUAUUUUCAAAACGAAGAAAAAAAGGAAACGUAAAUAUGUUGCAACAGAUCCAAGAUAUUUUCACAAAACUAUAAACGACGAUGAUACAGUAGAGGUAGCUGAAGAUCCUUUUAAGACACAGACUGAGAUAUUAAAUAUUGAAACUCGAGAAAAUCCAACCAACAUUGAAGCUUGGAUGGAACUUGCUACACUACAGGACAGAACGCAUGGAAAAAGAGUGAAAUUCGCGAAUGAGAAAAAAGUUUCAAUCCUCAACAAAGCUAUUGCUGCCAAUCCUAAAAAUGUAGAUCUUAAACUUAAGAGAUUAUCCUUCCUUGAAAAUAUAUCCGAAGAUUCUGACAGGGAAUGGAAGAAUCUUGUUUUCCAACAUCCAGGAGACAGAAGAUCAUGGGAGGCUUACAUCGGACACACAAUGAGCGGAGCUUCAUUUAAAGUACACAAAACUCUUAAAGCUUUUGAGAAAUGUAUUCAAACAUUAAGUUCAUUAAGAUUCCAAAGUUUUCAAACAGAAGAAACUGCUGCGAAAACUGAAAAUGACUUGCUGGAAAUUUUUGAAAAAUUAGUCGAAUUUUUUAUCGAGAGCGGGUUGGUGGAGAGGUGCGUGCUCCUCCUCAUUUUACUCAUGGAAGUCAACCUCCGGACUUGCUCCUGCUCCUAUGUGGAGGAUGUGAAGCUCUUCUAUGAGAGCGGGGAGGGGAUUCUUGGCGAGAAAAAGUCUUCCGGUUGGAAAAUAUGGUCCGAAAAACAUCAAAAGGGAGGAUGGUCCUCUGUGGUGGAGGAAGAAGAAGAAGAGGAGUUUGUGGAUGAUCUGGAUGUUGAUCCGGACCUUGAUCUUACUCAUAACUGGUUGGUGAUGGAGUCCACAAGAGGAAAGAGAGACAUUUAUCCUUGGAGAUUGAAACAAGAUUGCGAAGACGUGGGCAGAAAAGUAUCUUUUGAAGAUAUCAAAGGUUUUAUUUUCUUUACAAAAAAAGUUUCAAGUCGAUUACGUUUGCUCGAAUUGUUUGUGAAAACCUUGGGGGCUAGGAAUGAGAAUGUUCUGGAAAGAAACUUUUUACUGAGCCAGCCCUGCCACCUAACACAUGCAUUACAUAGCACUGGCUCAUUGGGUGAUAUAUCCCAGCUUAAGUUUGAUUGUGGGACACAAUGUACAGACACUAUGCUACCAAGAACCCCACACCAUGAACUGUUGUGUUUGGUGCUAGAACAACUGUGUUCAAACUGUCCCACUGAUGUGAAAAAAGGUGUUGCCGAAAUAGGAAUGGAUUAUUUUGUCGUAAGGGCUACGGAAUUAUCUAAAUUUCAAGGGAAAAAAGCGGAAUUAAAAAAAACUGAAAAAGAAGCCAAAAAGUUUGCGAAAUUCGCUCUUAAAACGGACCCACUUAAUUUUGUUGUAUGGGGAAAAUUAGCCCGUGUGGAAUUUCUUACAGGAAAGGCAGAGGACAGUCUUAAAGUAUUUCAAAACUCUCUAUGUACAUGUAAGCAGCUGGAAGAUGCCCUAGUCCUUUGUGUUAGUUAUAUUGAAUGCUUUUAUGACUCGAAACCUGAAUCAGUAAAACCCAUAUUAGCUGCUCUUGGAGAUGGACUCAAUUUUAAAGAAGUUUUUCAGAAUCCAGAGAAAGUUACAGGAGCAAUGUUGUUGAGAGGUGGCAGAGGGUUGGAAAGAUUGUGUGAAGAUAUGGCAUGCCUUUAUCCUUCUGUCUGUUGUUCUAAGAAGGGGGACUUAAGUCAGUUUGCCAACAUCUUAUGUUGCUAUGCCGUAUUUCUUGCUCUGUCUUCUUCAACAAACGUGGACAAGACAUUGAAACAAUAUAUCAGUGUUAUAAGAAAAGAAUUUAAUUCAGGAAACACACAAGCCGCAAUGGACUUAAAAUACAUUCAUAAUCUAAGACUUCGUCUGAUUAGUCCAUGCGUUGCACAAACUACUCAAUAUAGAAAUGCUGUUCUGUUUGCAUUGGAUGACUUUCCUGAUUGCCCUGAAUUUGCUCUAAAACUUUGUCAGCUUGAAGUUGGUUCUGCAAUUACGAGCACAGCCAGAAAACUUUUCAGCCCGGCCACAAGCAUUGCUGCAGCAUUUUACUCGAUAUAUUUCGAACUGUUGUCUCACCAGCGUACUGCAGUGCAUGGUAACUAUGUCAACCCAUCACGCGUGAUCAAUUUGCUUGAAAGGGCGGUCACAAAACACAACCACAGCGUUUUACUAUGGAGAUUGCUUAUCCAUUUUUCAAAGGGCAGUGAAAACGUUUUAACACGAGCGAUUUUCGCAUGCCCAUGGUCAAAAUCACUCGCAUGUGACCAAAUCCGAUUUAAACCAGAUAAAAUAAGUGAUGUGAUAAAAAAUAUGCAUGAUAUCGGUAUUAGAAUUCGUACUCCUAUUGAGGAAGUCCAACUACUGUUAGCCAUGUAAACUUUAAUAAUAAAUUUUUUUAAAGUGAAA
This is a messenger RNA of Ciona intestinalis (vase tunicate), 2975 nucleotides long. The record is from RefSeq and is a predicted model, not a curated record. NCBI's taxonomy places the organism in Eukaryota, Metazoa, Chordata, Ascidiacea, Phlebobranchia, Cionidae.